CCCCCUUUCCCUCUGCAUCCGCCUCUGGUUUUUCAGAGCAGCAGUCCAGGCGCGGAAUUGAAUUCCGGUAGGAUUUGAGAGCGGAGCGGAGCGGAGAGGAGAGGAGAAGAAGGCGGUAGGCGGGGAAGAUGGAGAUGCCGGCAGGGAGCGGGGCCCCAGCGCUGGCGCGGCAGGGCUCGGUCUACUCGCUCACGUUCGACGAGUUCCAGACCACGCUCGGCGGCGCCAGCAAGGACUUCGGCUCCAUGAACAUGGACGAGCUGCUGCGCAACAUCUGGACAGCCGAGGAGUCUAACGCCAUGGCUGCGGCCGCCCCGGCCACGGCCACGGCCACGGCGGCCGCAUCCGUGGACGCGCACGCGCAGCAGCAGCAGCAGCAGCAGCACGGGGCGCCCAUCCAGCGCCAGGGCUCCUUCACGCUGCCCCGCACACUCAGCCAGAAGACGGUCGACGAGGUCUGGCGCGAGAUCGUGAGCCUCACCAGCGGCGAGGACGCGCAGCAGGUUGCGGCUCCCGCUCCCGCUCCCGCGCCCGAGCCCGAGCCCGCGCCCGCGCCCGCGCCGCUGCCGGCGCAGGCGCAGGCGCAGCAGACGCUGGGGUCCAUGACUCUGGAGGAGUUCCUGGUACGCGCCGGCGUGGUUCGUGAGGACAUGGGGGGGCACCAGACCCUCCUGCUGCAGCCGCACGCGCAGGGGCUUUUCUCCCAGGGGAAUGCGGUCGCGCCGCAGACCCUGCAGCUGGGAAACGGGAUGGUGGCCGGGGUCGUCGGGCAGGGCCUCGGAGGAGGGGUGACGGUGGCGGCUCCGACGACGCCGGUCGUGUUCAACGGGUUGGGAAAGGUGGAGGCGGGUGAUCUGUCGUCGCUGUCGCCGGUGCCGUAUCCGUUCGACACUGCGCUGAGGAUGCGGAAGGGACCCACCGUCGAGAAGGUGGUGGAGAGGAGGCAGCGCCGCAUGAUCAAGAACAGGGAGUCGGCCGCCAGGUCGCGUGCGAGGAAGCAGGCGUACAUAAUGGAGCUGGAAGCUGAGGUGGCAAAACUCAAGGACCAGAAUGAGGAGUUGCAGAAAAAGCAGGUUGAAAUGCUAAAGAAGCAAAAGGAUGAGCGGAAGACAGUAGAUCUUUCUGGCUGCCGAUUUUGAUGCGCUGCAUAUUCAUCAACUGGGAAAUGACGGUUCCCUUCAGACAAUGUGUUUUUUUUUCACUCACAAAAGCUUCUCUGUAAAUGGUUUUUGCAGGUCCUGGAGCGUAUCAACAGCCAACAUGGACCAAAGGCAAAGAAGCUUUGCCUGCGCCGCACCCUGACUGGCCCAUGGUAGCCUGCUGAAGCUUGCACAAAAUUGACCGAAGUCAAGAUCGUCGGGCUAGAUGUGCCCGUGUGUAUAUAUCAGAUGAAGUCAAGAGUACUGAGUACCCCGUUACCCCUGUAGACCGCCGCUACUUCAGAGCUGCCGUUCUUGUUCUGUGACGUGGGUAGUCUGCGCCUGACAGUUCGCUGUUUAGGUUCGGUUGCGCGAUCCUCACAUGAACAAUGAGGCGUGCCAUCUAAUUUGUUUAUUAACUCACUCCUAUCUAUGGUGAGAUAAUGCAAGUAACCUGGAGUAUGUUUGGUUGAUUUGCCGUUUUGAAAAAUAUGCUGUGAGCUGUGUGGAAAAACAGCGGUGGCCCGUGUGGAAAAUAGAAGCCGUUUGAUUUUACA
Molecule: messenger RNA, 1696 nt
Organism: Zea mays
Lineage: Eukaryota; Viridiplantae; Streptophyta; Magnoliopsida; Poales; Poaceae
Product: bZIP transcription factor 46
Exons: 4
Coding region: 129-1139 (336 amino acids)
Biological process (GO): positive regulation of DNA-templated transcription
Cellular component (GO): nucleus
Molecular function (GO): DNA-binding transcription factor activity
Source: RefSeq, a predicted model, not a curated record